This is a messenger RNA of Hypoxylon fragiforme, 1974 nucleotides long. RefSeq names its product nucleotide sugar dehydrogenase. The transcript is spliced from 2 exons. NCBI's taxonomy places the organism in Eukaryota, Fungi, Ascomycota, Sordariomycetes, Xylariales, Hypoxylaceae. Gene Ontology annotation, biological process: polysaccharide biosynthetic process. Gene Ontology annotation, molecular function: oxidoreductase activity, acting on the CH-CH group of donors, NAD or NADP as acceptor; oxidoreductase activity, acting on the CH-OH group of donors, NAD or NADP as acceptor; NAD binding. Bases 167 to 1738 code for a protein of 523 amino acids. The record is from RefSeq and is a predicted model, not a curated record.
CUUUCUUCAUCUGCUGCACUUUUCCUUAAGAUUUCCUCCUAAUAUACUGGCCCCAAAUUCAAAAUUCCCAAUUUCAGACGUGUCCAGAGAGGACAUAUUUUUUUCGACAAAACUUUGUUCGCAUUUUUUUGAUAAGUAGUGUUUGUUUGGUUGCCAGAGACGCGCGAUGCAUCCCCUUCUCGUAGACGAUAUUAUUCAGGAAGUGCGGACGGCUUUCCCAGUCCGUGACCUAUCGCUGGCUAUGGAUACCUUGACCCAUGUGGAAAGGCCAAACCAGCAGCUUUCGCCGCCUAGCACUCCCCAUACGAGCAACUUCGCAGAAGGAGAGGGCCUACAAAAUUUCAAGUUAGCUACCCAUGGCCAGGUUGAAGAGGACGAACAACCUCUGGUGGCCAUAAUGGGGUGUGGCUAUGUGGGGACACAACUUAUCAGUUGCUUCUCGCGCAAAUACGACGUACUAGGCUUUGACGUCUCCAAGGAGCAACUUCAUAAGUUACGGGAGGAAUAUGGAGAAGAAAGCCGAGCUAGCUUCAGUCUUGAUCCUCGGGACCUCACAAAAGCCACCCAUUUCCUAAUUUCCGUGCCGACGCUUCUCAAGGCUGACAAAACGAUCGACACCUCCUACGUCAAAAGCGCGUUGAUGAACGUUCGAAGAUAUGCCCGAGCAGGUUCGACUGUGGUGAUCGAAAGCUCAGUCGCUAUAGGGAUGACGAGACAACUGCUUGGGCCCUUAGCUAAAGAAAGGGGGUUCUUUGCUGGGAUGUCUCCCGAGGUCGUCUUCCAGAGAGUUGAUCCCGGCCGAACCGAGCCGCCGAUGAAAACAAUUCCGAAAGUUUUAUCUGGCCUAGACGAUGUCGUCCCAGGAUCUCUUGACGCCAUCACGCGUUUGUACUCAGGCGUGUUUGACACCAUCGUUCCCGUUUCCACGCCAGAGACAGCAGAAAUGACGAAAUUAUACGAGAAUUGCCAAAGAAUGGUAGCCAUCACAUACGCAAACGAGAUGGCGGAUGCUUGCAUCGGUCACAAUAUUGACCCCUACGAAGUGUGUAAGGCGGCAGCAACAAAACCGUUUGGUUAUACGCCGUACACACCCGGCCUUGGCGUCGGUGGGCACUGCAUCCCAGUUAAUCCAUACUACCUCCUGGCUAACAGCUCAUUUCCUCUGUUGAAGAUGGCAACCGAGACCAUGUGGCAACGGCCGGAGCGUAUUGGUCGCCGAGCGUUGGAUGCGCUCUUCCAUGAGAAAUCACAACAGGUCACCGAUGGACAAGUUCGACCUGUUCAAAGAAGACCAAGUCAAGCGGCUCGUGUUCUUGUUGGCCAUGAUGGUCUAUACAUCAGUACUGAUCCAGUGCUUGAGCAACCUGAACAAGAGCAUCAUGUCGAGAAGAUGCCCCAGGUUACAGGGACGAAUCUUGCAUCACGCGACGGUGUUAUACGACCCCGAGUGCUUGUUGUCGGAGUGGGAUUCAAGGCGGGCCAAUCACACCUUAGCAAUUCCCCAGGACUCAAGCUUAUCCAGACUCUUGCCGACUCAGGCCGAGUUGAUGUUAUGUUUGCAGACUCACUAGUCGGGCAAUACGCUAUCCCUCACAUCCCUCGGCUUAACAUGGACGAGUGGAAUAAAGAAAGCCUCGAAGAAUUUGAUAUGAUCAUUGUCGCAUUCAAGCAAACGGGUAUGGACUUCAAGGUCCUAGAGGAGGUGAAGAAUGUCAAAAUUGAGAUGUGGUGCCCCUAAGCGGCGAUAUUCUCACUUUCCAUGAUUGAAGACAUUUUCAGAUCAAUUCGAGGGAUGAUGUUCGAACCGAAUGAGUAGGAUCAUCUCCUACUCAUCUCACGCUGAGGAAUUGCAAACAACUGCAAAAUCUCGAUAGCAGAACACAAAUGUUGUUGGUACUUUGGAGCAAUUGGAAUUGGAUUAAGAAAAAAAAGAAGCCAAAUUAAUCGUUACAAAUCUAUGUACCUAACCUAGGU